GCAACUAGACUAUAACAUAAGGACCUUGGCAUGGCGCGCUAGACAAAAGUAUUAGCAAGAGACAAAGCCUGAGCCGCCCGGGUUGUUUCUUUUGUCUAAGGAUUAGUUUACACAAUUGUUUAAACUUGUCUGGUUUGCGAUUGAAUAUAGAUAUUUGAACAGACACAUCUACGUAGUGGCUGCAAGUGAAAACACUCUUAUUUUUCGUAAGUUCUUGGAUAGGAGAGUUGAGUAGAUUGAGGCAUUACAGAACAAUCUGCAGUAAGGGAAUGGGAUUGGUUAAGGUGAGUUUUCUGUUAUGUGCAUGGCUGUUUUUUAUGGUUUUUCAUGGUAGCUUAACUUUAGCAGAUGAUGAGAGAUCUAGUUAUAUUGUUCAUAUGGACAAAUCGUUCAUGCCAAAGGCUUUUGCUAGUCAUGAGCAUUGGUAUAUGUCUGCGAUUGAGUCUGUUAAGUCUACGAGUCAUGCUUAUGGUCCGACCCUCAUCUACACUUAUGAUAAUGCAUUCCAUGGUUUUAGUGCAUUGUUGUCUAAGAAUGAACUGCAGACUCUUGAGAAGUCGUCAGGAUUCGUGUCUGCUUAUAGUGACAGGACUGUCACACUGGACACAACGCAUACUUUUGAGUUCCUUUCGCUCAAUCCUGCCACGGGGUUGUGGCCUGCUUCCAAUUAUGGCAAAGAUGUUAUCAUUGGUGUCAUUGACACGGGAGUCUGGCCUGAGAGCGCGAGCUAUAAGGAUGAUGGGAUGACUGCGGUUCCUUCAAGAUGGAAGGGGACUUGCGAGGAAGGGCAAGAAUUUAAUGCUUCACUCUGUAACUUGAAGCUCAUUGGAGCUAGAUACUUUAACAAAGGUGUUAUAGCUAAGAACCCUGAUGUUAAGAUAAGCAUGAACUCUGCCCGGGAUUCUAUGGGUCAUGGUACACACACAUCGUCAACUGCAGGUGGGAACUACGUCGAAGGGGCAUCCUUUUUUGGCUAUGCCUUGGGAACUGCAAGAGGGAUGGCUCCGCGUUCCAGGGUGGCAAUGUACAAGGUCCUCUGGGAUGAAGGACGAUAUGCAUCUGAUGUUCUUGCUGGUAUGGAUCAGGCAGUAGCUGACGGAGUUGAUAUUAUAUCGAUAUCCAUGGGCUUUGAUGAUGUGCCUCUAUAUGAGGAUCCUAUCGCCAUAGCUUCCUUUGGUGCAAUGGAAAAAGGUGUGCUUGUUUCUUCAUCCGCUGGAAAUGAAGGGCCACGCACCGCAACCUUGCACAACGGCAUUCCAUGGGUCUUGACUGUUGCAGCAGGCUCAAUAGACCGAUAUUUUGCAGGGACCUUGAGUCUGGGCAACGGGUUGGUCAUCACCGGAUGGACCGUGUUUCCUGCAAGAGCCAAAAUCCGAAACUUGCCCUUACUAUAUAACAAAACCAUGUCUCUUUGUGAUUCCGAUGAGGUGUUAUCUGGAGCUCCUUCUGCUGUCAUUGUAUGCAGUGACACAGGCUCAUUUAGUUCACAGUUAUACUACAUUUCUAGAUCAAACGUUGCUGCCGCUAUUUUUAUCACAGACUCUCCUGACGUAUUUAAGUCUCAACUGUUUUCUUACCCUGGAGUUGUGGUUAAUCCCAAAGAUGGAGCUGUUGUAAUUAAAUACGCAAGAAGUUCUUCUGAACCAUUGGCUAGCAUCAAGUUUCAACAAACAUUCGUGGGCACAAAACCAGCACCUGCAGUUGCCGACUACAGUUCAAGAGGCCCCUCACCAAGUUAUCCCGGGAUAUUAAAGCCAGAUAUAAUGGCACCAGGGACAUUAGUCUUGGCUUCUUGGAUACCAUAUGAUAGUGUAGCCUAUAUAGGUAACAAUAUCGAGUUGUCAAGCGACUUUAAUCCAAUUUCAGGGACAUCCAUGUCUUGUCCUCAUGCUUCUGGUCUCGCUGCUCUCCUAAAAGGUGCACACCCCGACUGGAGCCCUGCUGCUAUUCGGUCUGCAAUGAUGACCACAGCCAACCCCUUGGACAAUACGCAUAACAGUAUCCAAGACAUUGGAACAGGUUUUAAAUCUGCUACCCCAUUAGCAAUGGGAUCAGGCCACGUAGACCCUAAUCGUGCACUUAAUCCAGGCCUUGUAUACGAUGCCACAGCACAAGACUACGCUAAUCUUCUCUGUUCUAUGAACUUCACGCAAAAUCAAAUCAAUGCAAUCACAAGAGCCAGCUACAACUGCAUGAACAAGUCCUCUGAUUUAAAUUAUCCGUCUUUUAUCACCUUGUACACUAAUCAGACUAGUGGCCGAACAUUGCAGCAGACGUUUUACAGGACAGUCACCAAUGUCGGAGAUGCAGCAGCUACUUACAAGGUCAAGGUGACAGCGCCAAAGGGUUCAAUUAUAACGGUUUUGCCAGAUACAUUGAUGUUUCAGAAGAAAAACGAGAAGAAGAGCUACACCAUGACUAUUAAUUUCAAAGCUGUGACUCCUGCUGUUACACAUGGUUCACUUGUUUGGAUUGAGAAGAAUUCUAAGAACACAGUUAGGAGUCCUAUUGUAAUAUCGCCUGCAGUAGAUAUGUGGUAAUCCACAGCUGCAACUUAAAUUUUAUCUGAAUAAACUUUUUAAGGUACAUUA
This is a messenger RNA of Daucus carota subsp. sativus, 2591 nucleotides long. Its product is annotated as subtilisin-like protease SBT3. NCBI's taxonomy places the organism in Eukaryota, Viridiplantae, Streptophyta, Magnoliopsida, Apiales, Apiaceae. Gene Ontology annotation, molecular function: serine-type endopeptidase activity. Gene Ontology annotation, biological process: proteolysis. The transcript has a single exon. Bases 270 to 2540 code for a protein of 756 amino acids. The record is from RefSeq and is a predicted model, not a curated record.